UAUUUUACUAGCGCCGGAGCUCCUACCUAUCCUAUACCUCCUAUAUCUUUUUAUAAUAUUAAACUAAAGUUAAGCUUAAUAGGGUCUUAUUUCCCCGCUAAUUCUACUAAGCCUAUUCCCUUAGCUAUAGUCUUACUAAAUAGUAGAUAA
This is a messenger RNA of Sodiomyces alkalinus F11, 150 nucleotides long. RefSeq names its product cyp-like protein. NCBI's taxonomy places the organism in Eukaryota, Fungi, Ascomycota, Sordariomycetes, Glomerellales, Plectosphaerellaceae. The record is from RefSeq and is a predicted model, not a curated record. The transcript has a single exon. The annotation marks the transcript as partial.